AUGAGGGUGCUGCCACCUGGAGGAUUUUUUCUGCCCAUUUGGAGUUUUACCUUUACCAAGCAAGGGCAGACUCGUGGUGGUAUCAUUUUAUCCUAUAAAGAAAUUGAGCUCUCCGGUUUCGGAUAUCACAGAACAUGGAGACAAGCAGUCUGGCAACUGAUAGCACUUUACGUAUUUCAGCCAUAUGUUUUAGCAUCAGGUGCCACAGGCACUGGGGAUGAGUGGGCUUUUGCACUCUCCUCACUGAUAACUGAACUGGGAUAUGGUCCCACCAGUUCUAUCGUCCUUUUUGGCUCCCGACCCACUGGACCCCAAGGCCCCCGUGGUGACAAAGGCGAGACUGGCGAACAGGGUGACAGAGGCAUAAAGGGUCACCGUGGCUUCUCUGGCCUCCAGGGUCACCGUGGCUUCUCUGGCCUCCAGGGUCCCCCUUGCCCUCCCGGCUCUCCUGGUGAACAAGGUCCCUCUGGAGUCUCUGGUUCUGCUGGUCCCCGAGGUCCCCCUGGCUCUGCUGGUGCUCCUAGCAAAGAUGGACUCAAUGGUCUCCCAGGCCCCAUCGGGCCCCCUGGUCCUCGUGGUCGCACUGGUGAUGCUGGUCCUGUUGGUCCCCCCGGCCCUCCCUGCCCUCCUGGUCCCCCUGGUCCUCCCAGCGGUGGUUUUGACUUCAGCUUCCUGCCCCAGCCACCUCAAGAGAAGGCUCACGAUGGUAGCCGCUACUACCGGGCUGAUGAUGCCAAUGUGGUUCGCGACCAUGACCUCAAGGUGGACACCACCCUCAAGAGCCUGUGCCAGCAGAUAGAGAACAUCCGGAGCCCCGAGGGCAGCCACAAAAACCCCAUCCACACCUGCCACGACCUCAAGAUGUGCCACUCUGACUGGAAGAGUGGAGAGUACUGGAUUGACCCCAACCAAGGCUGCAACCUGGAUACCAUCAAGGUCUUCUGCAACAUGGAGACUGGAGAGACCUGCUUGUACCCCACUCAGCCCAACGUGGCCCAGAAGAACUGGUACAUCGGCAAGAACCCCAAGGACAAGAGGCACGUCUGGUUUGGCGAGAGCAUGACCGACGGAUCCCAGUUUGAGUAUGGUGGUGAGGGCUCCGACCCUGCCGAUGUGGCCAUUCAGCUGACCUUCCUGCGCCUGAUGUCCACCAAGGCCUCCCAGAACAUUAUCUACCACUGCAAGAGUAGCGUGGCCUACAUGGACCAGCAGACUGGCAACCUCAGGAAGGCUCUGCUCCUCCAGGGCUCCAACGAGAUUGAGAUCCGUGUGGAGGGCAACAGCCACUUCACCUACGGCAUCACCGUUGAUGGUUGCACAAGUCACACUGGAGCCUGGGGCAAGACAGUGAUCGAAUACAAAACCACCAUGACCUCCCACCUGCCCAUCAUCGAUGUGGCCCCCUUGGACAGUGGUGCCCCAGACCUGGAAUUCGGCUUCGACGUUGGCCCUGCCUACUUCCUGUAAACUCCCUCCAUGCCAACCUGGCUCCCUCCCACCCAACCAACUCUCCCCCCAACCCAGAAACAGACAAGCAACCCAAACUGAACCCCCUUGAAAGCCAAAAAAUGGGAGACAGUUUCACAUGGACUUUGGAAAAUAUUUUUUCCUUUGCAUUUAUCUUUGACCAACCGAACAUGACCAGAAACCAAAAGUGCAUUCAACCUUACCAAAAA
Molecule: messenger RNA, 1676 nt
Organism: Callithrix jacchus (white-tufted-ear marmoset)
Lineage: Eukaryota; Metazoa; Chordata; Mammalia; Primates; Cebidae
Source: RefSeq, a predicted model, not a curated record